This is a messenger RNA of Hemicordylus capensis (graceful crag lizard), 681 nucleotides long. Its product is annotated as integrin alpha-E-like. The coding region runs from base 1 to 681 and encodes 226 amino acids. Lineage: Eukaryota; Metazoa; Chordata; Lepidosauria; Squamata; Cordylidae. The transcript is spliced from 5 exons. The record is from RefSeq and is a predicted model, not a curated record.
AUGGGUCCUUUCAUUUUGGCUCUUUCUGUAAUCGAGGCCAAGUUAAACAAGGGCCUCCAGAAGCGCAGAAAAAGAAGCAGCACCAGAAUCUGCAGUGAGGGCGCCAAAGACUUCAGCUCAGCAGGAUCCUCUGAGGCUGCUACUGAGGCCGGGAACGGUACCUGCCACGAUCCAGAAAGUGCUCACCGAUGCAGAGGGGAGUGUGCAGACCUGCGGACCGAAAUCGCUAUUGUCUUGGAUGGUUCUGGAAGCAUCGAGGCGGAAGAUUUCAUCUGGGCCAAGGAGUUCAUCUAUAACGUGAUGAAGGCCUUCUACGAGAAGUGCUUUGAGUGUGUCUUUGCCUUGGUCCAGUAUGGAAACAUAAUCUGGACUGAAUUUGACUUGCGGGAAGGGAAGGUUGCUAAUGGUGCCUUGGAAAAAGUUCAGGCCGUGAAGCAAGUUUACAACGUGACUCGAACAGCAUCCGCCAUCCAACAUGUCCUAGAUUCAAUCUUCAAUGAAAGCUGUGGGUCGCAGAAGAAUGCUUCCAAGAAAAUUAUUGUGCUGACUGACGGGGAAACUUUCUUGGACACAUUGGACUUAAAGACGGUGAUCAGUUCAGAACGCAUGGCUGGAAUUGACCGCUAUGCUAUUGGGGUAAGCUCCAGAUUGCACGAGGAUCUUGUGUGUUUUAGUAUCUGA